Molecule: messenger RNA, 1204 nt
Organism: Amborella trichopoda
Lineage: Eukaryota; Viridiplantae; Streptophyta; Magnoliopsida; Amborellales; Amborellaceae
Product: phenylacetaldehyde reductase
Molecular function (GO): oxidoreductase activity, acting on the CH-OH group of donors, NAD or NADP as acceptor
Source: RefSeq, a predicted model, not a curated record
GUGAGUCGUGCAGAGUUUCGAAAUUAAAAGUGAGAAAGAAAGAGAAUGGACGGGAAGGUCGUGUGUGUAACUGGUGCUUCAGGCUACAUUGCUUCAUGGCUCGUCAAGUUCCUUUUACAGAGAGGUUACACCGUUCGAGCCACUGUUCGCGAUAUCAAUGAUUCAAAGAAGACCAAACACUUACUUGAACUCGAAGGUGCCAAUGAAAACCUUAAAUUGUACAAAGCUGACAACCUGGAAGAUGGAUCCUUUGAUGCAGCAGUGGAUGGAUGUGAUGGUGUUUUCCAUACAGCGUCUCCCUUUUAUUCAUCAAUCAAGGACCCUCAGACUGAAAUGAUUGAUCCAGCUGUGAAGGGAACUCUUAAUGUUCUUGGGUCCUGUUCCAAAACAUUAUCUGUUAAAAGGGUGAUUGUGACGUCCUCCAUGGCAGCUGUAUUGGUUAAUAGAAAUCCCCAAAAUCCUGAUGUUGUUGUUGAUGAGACCUGGUUUUCAGAUCCAACAGUUUGCAAAGACAUAAAGAGCUGGUAUGUCCUAUCAAAAACCUUGGCUGAGAAAGCUGCAUGGGAUUUUGCAAAGGAGAAGGGGAUUGACUUAGUGACAAUAAAUCCGGCAAUGGUGAUCGGUCCCCUUCUACAACCAACUUUGAACACAAGUUGUGCUGCUAUUCUAAAUCUUGUAAACGGGAGUCCUACAUACGUGAGUGCAAAUUUUGGAUGGGUAAAUGUCAAAGACGUUGCAGAGGCCCAUAUUCUUGCAUAUGAGGUUCCAUCAGCAAGUGGGAGAUAUUGCAUGACUGAAAGAGUGGUGCAUUCUUCAGAAAUUGUGAAGUUGUUGCAUGAGCUGUACCCGGAAUAUCCAGUCCCUCAAAAGUGUGCAGAUGAAAAUCGUCCAACAUUUAAGGUGUCAAAGGAGAAAGCACAGAAGUUGGGAGUCAACUUUAUUCCUUUAGAGGUCAGCCUCAAGGAGACAGUGGAGAGCCUAAAGGAGAAGAAAUUUUUCUAAGCUGAAAAGUUGAAAGGCAUCAUAUAAGUGUUGAAUAAUGGUUCUUGUCAUUUUCCUGAGUUUUUCUCUUUUCCUUAUUCCUUGGUGUUUAAACCAAGGAGAUGGUUCUCAAAAUUGUAUGUCAAGAACAUCAUAUAUACAUUACAAUAAAUUGAUUCAGACAAAUAUAUGAUCUUUGGCUUGACCAAGAUGUUUGAAACUA